AACUAGAGUUUACUUUAUACAAAAAUACCGAUAAAUUAUAAUUAAAACAAAUUAAUUUACUAAAUAUUCCGCGCAUAUUUUGUAUUAUAACAUUUUCACUAUAUAUAACAUAAAUUAUUAUAUUAAAGAAUUAAAUAUUGAAUAAAAAAUGGUUAAUAUAGUUAUAAGUACAAGCUUGAUAAAAGAAGAAAAUGAGUUAGAAGUUAACCCUAAUUAUAGAAUUAGUUUUUAUUUUUAAUAAUUUAAAUGUAUUUGUAAGAUUCAAUGUUUUUACUUAGAAAAGUUAAACAUGUAAAAAUCACUUUUAAUUUGAAAUGUUGUAGUACUAAAGUGGAACAAUUUACAAUGAAAUAUUUAAAUGUAGCCGAAAAGAACGAUGCCGCUAAAAACAUAGCACAAUUGUUAUCUCGAGGAAAUUCAACUAGGAGGGAAGGUUUGUCCCAAUAUAAUAAAAUAUAUGAGUUUAAUUGUACUGUACUCGGUGAGCAAGUUCGAAUGGUUAUGACUUCCGUUUCUGGUCAUUUAUUAAAUUACGCGUUUACUGGUUUAUAUAAAAAUUGGUUAAGUUGCAACCCCGUGUCUCUAUUCGACGCUCCUAUUACAAAAGUUUGUACGGAAAAUUAUCAAAAUAUAAAAAAAACUUUAGAACGAGAAAUUCGAUUUUGCGACGGUUUAAUAAUAUGGACAGAUUGCGAUAGGGAAGGUGAAAAUAUCGGUUUCGAAAUAAUAAAAGUUUGUACAGACGUUAAACCGAAUAUUCGAAUAUACAGGGCGAAAUUUUCGGAAAUAACCACCGCUUCAAUACAACGCGCUUUACGCACUUUAGGACAACCGAAUAAAAACAUCAGCGACGCCGUUGACGUGAGACAAGAAUUAGAUUUAAGAACAGGUGCCGCUUUUACGAGAUUGCAAACUUUGAGGUUACAAAAAGUAUUUCCCCAAAAACUAUCGGAUAAAUUGAUAAGUUACGGAUCUUGUCAGUUUCCCACGCUCGGUUUUGUUGUCGAACGUUACCAAGCUAUAGAAAAUUUCAUAGCGGAACCUUUCUGGAGAAUCAAAAUGUCUCACACAAUCCAAGAAUUAACGACAGAGUUCAAUUGGAAACGAGAUCGACUUUUCGAUAAAAAUUCCUGCGAAGCCAUACUAGAUAUUUGCAGGGAUAAUCCGCAAGGUAAAGUGGAAAUCGUGGAAAGUAAAGAAAAAAGCAAAUGGCGACCUCUACCUUUAGAUACGGUCGAAAUGGAGAAAAACGUAUCGAGAAAAUUACGAAUCAACGCUAAAGAUACGAUGCAAAUAGCUGAACGCCUAUACAGUCAAGGCUACAUAAGUUACCCCCGUACGGAAACGAAUAUUUUCCCUAAGGAGUUGAAUCUCGUUAAUUUAGUCGAACAACAAUUUAAUGAUGAUGAUUGGGGCGGUUUCGCUCGAAGGAUAAUGAACGAGGGCGGUCCCAAUCCGAGACAAGGUAGAAAAUCGGAUCAGGCUCAUCCUCCUAUACAUCCGAUUAAAUAUACCAAUGGUUUAGGGGGGAACGAUAAAAGGUUGUAUGAAUAUAUAGUGAGGCAUUUUUUGGCGUGUCUUCAUAGGGACGCUAAAGGGUUUGAAACGACGGUGGUGGUCGAUGUGGCGGAAGAAAAAUUUACCGCUAAAGGGUUGAUUGUAUUGGAAAAAAAUUAUUUGGAUGUGUAUGUUUACGAGAAAUGGAAUGCUAAGGAGAUAAAUAAUUAUCGUGUUGGUGAUACUUUUUUACCAACUAUGUUGGAUAUGGUUGAAAGUUCUACAACUCCCCCUAAACUUCUAACAGAAGCCGAUUUGAUAGGACUAAUGGAAAAACACGGUAUCGGUACCGACGCCACGCACGCCGAACACAUCGAUAAAAUAAAAUCCAGAGAAUACGUCGGUUUACACGAAAAUAUGUACUUCGUUCCCGGAACGCUCGGUAUGGGUCUAGUCGAAGGUUACAAUAACGUCGGUCUGGAGGUGUCUUUGGCGAAACCGACUCUCCGAGCCGAAUUCGAAAACGAUUUGAAAUUAAUAUGCGACGGUUUAAAAAAUCCGGAUGACGUUAGAAGAGAUCAGAUUGCUAAAUAUAAAGCACUUUUUCAAACGGUUGUUCAAAGGAUGCGUUUGAUUGACGAAAGUUUGGGUAAUAGAUUGGAUGAUAGACCGGCGGAUGUUACCGAUAAUGAUAUCGUUACUGAUAACGAUGAUUUUCGACCGGUUUUGAAAUGCCCCAAAUGCGGAAACGACAUGAUCGUAAGAUCUAAAAGGAACGGACCCGGGCAGUAUAUAGUUUGUACUAAUUCGCCUGUCUGUAGACACGUCAUUUGGUUUCCGGGGGCUGUGGAAACUAUCGAAGUUCAAGAUCAACACUGUUCACAGUGUGGCCCAAACUUUAAGAAACUCAAAUUAAAAUUCAAACAGAAUCUGUUUCCCGGAUACCCGAACCCGAAUACGUUAUGCAUCGGAGGUUGCGAUAUGAACGUUUUGGAAACUUUGGACAUUACUCUUUCAUCGGUGACACAAAGGAAUACCGAUAAUAUUAGGGCAUUAAAUAACGAAAAUAUUCCUAAUAACUCUCGUAGGAAUUCGGAUAGCGGUUAUCAGAGUACUAGACGAGACACGAAUUUUAUAUCGAGUAAUUUUUCUAAUCAAACCACAUCGAAUACGAGCCUGGAUAAUAUACCAGGACCGUCGAGAAGUAAUGAUGUCGAACAAGGGGGUGGAAUAGUUUGUAGCUGCAGCCAAGAAGCGGUUCUGUUGACCGUACGAAAAGAAGGACCUAAUCAAGGUCGACAGUUUUACGGUUGCGGUACUAGAACGUGUCAGUUUUUCCUGUGGGCUCCGGAAGAUGGCGGUACCGCAACGAAUAAUCGUUCAAAUCCUACUAGUACCGGUUUAUCGAUUAUUAAAUGUAAUUGUCGUUUACCGGCGGUUACCAGGACAGUAUCAAAGCCCGGACCGAACGUUGGCAGACAAUUCUAUUGUUGUUCAAAGCCGAUGGGUCAAGGUUGCGGUUUCUUCAAAUGGGUCGAUGAGUCUGGUGGAGAUGGGGGUCAUUCCGGAGGUGGCGAUGAUGGUUCCGGUGGCGGGGGUGGCGGUAGUACAAGUUUUGUACAAAGACGCAAAAGUAACAAUUCCAAAAAUCGACAGGCCCCGUAUAAAACGGAAAAUAAAGGAAAAAGAAAAUGCGGUAUUUGCGGACAAGAAGGUCAUACAAGACUCAAGUGUCCAAAUAAAUAACAGUACAUUGUUUUUUGAAUAAAUAUAUUUUAAUUUUUUAA
This is a messenger RNA of Diorhabda carinulata, 3284 nucleotides long. Its product is annotated as DNA topoisomerase 3-alpha. Gene Ontology annotation, biological process: DNA topological change. Bases 265 to 3243 code for a protein of 992 amino acids. Gene Ontology annotation, molecular function: DNA binding; DNA topoisomerase type I (single strand cut, ATP-independent) activity; zinc ion binding. NCBI's taxonomy places the organism in Eukaryota, Metazoa, Arthropoda, Insecta, Coleoptera, Chrysomelidae. The transcript has 14 exons. The record is from RefSeq and is a predicted model, not a curated record. Gene Ontology annotation, cellular component: chromosome; nucleus.